UUUACCUCUCUGAAAGUGGAAAAUAAACAAUAGAUCUUCGCUCAGGCACUCAUGUUUCUAAUGUUGUUGUCGCUGCCGCUGUUUGUCAGGAGUGUUUAUGUUUCUGAAUGAGCUCUUGCUUUUGAGGUUAGAAGUCAUUGAAUCUUUCUACUGCACUGUUGAUUUUACAAUUAGCCUUAUAGGCUAAAAGGAUUGUAAGAACUUUGUUUUUCCCUCUUAGAUAAAUAUGUUGAUUUGUAUCGAUAAAAAGGAUAAUUUUCUAAUUUUAAAAUUGUUUGAGAUAGAAACAAAACAUUCCUUUCUUAUGCUACAUUUUCACGUUCCACUCUUAUCUAGGCUUAGCAAAAUCAAAGAUUCUCUGACUUUACGAUUUUGGCCAAAAUGAGGAAACGGCUGACUUUAAAUCUAUCUGGCAUGGAUGUUCUUCUUUUUUUAGAGUUUAGUUUUGUAAACAUGCGAAAUAUCGAAACUAAAAUAACGCACCGCCGCCAAGCUUGUUUUCUUUUCCACCAAGACUCUCAACUGGGAGAAAGGGCAUAGAUCUAGACUGCAGUGGUGCUGGAUUUUAUGAAAAAAUCAUGGGGAACCCAGAUGAUGCUGGGCUGACUGUUGUCCUUCCAAGCUGUGGCCCAAAUUGUGUAGAGACUUUGAGACAUCAUCUAGAUUUCAGCUUCAGAAGAGAGCAUGGGAAUGGGAACAAUGGACUGAGAGAACAUAAUGUGUGCCUCUGCCUGCAGUCUCAAGAUAUUAAACUUUUCUGUUCGAUUGACUUCAGUAAAGUUGGCGCCCAGCUUACAUGUUUAAACUUGAACUACAACAGAUUGUGCAGUCUUCCAAGCGGCUUGAGCGUUCAGCUUCCCAACUUGUGUUCUUUUCUGGCUGAUGGUAAUGACCUGAGUACUCUUCCUGAGGAUUUCGGAGACUUGACACAUCUCCAGGAACUGUGCUUGUGUGAAAACAACCUGACUGUUCUUCCUGAAACUUUGUGCAGACUGAAAGAUCUAAAAAUUCUGAAAGUUCGUGCAAAUUCCUUGAGGCAACUGUACUCUGAAAUAGGACAGAACACAUUCCUUGAAGUAAUCAGUGUUGAUGAAAAUCGUCUAAAACGCUUCCCUGCUACAAUAGGUUUGUUAAAAAAAUUGAGGAUUCUUGAGGCAAACGACAACAAAAUAGAAACCUUGCCUUCCACAGUUCAUUUUCUGGAAAGUUUAAGAACUCUUGAUUUAAGUAGAAAUAGGAUAGACAGACUUCCUGACACAUUUGGAGAGUUGAGAAAUCUAAGACGAAUUGAUUUCUCUAAUAACAAACUAACUCACCUAUGUGGCACAUGCAAGUCUGCCUCUGUCUUGGAGUAUAUAUUUUUAGAUUCAAACCAAAUUGCAGUUGUGCCUGAGUGGUUUUGUGAUUUAGAGUCUGUGAAGGAGAUUACUUUGAAAGGUAAUGAACUUUUUGGUUGUGCCUUUAAAGAGCAGUUUGGUUCCAAGUCUACACAUCUAGAGUCACUUGACCUGAGAGGGAACUAUUUGGACAAAUUACCUUCAAAUUUUACCAAAAUGACAUCACUGAAAGUUCUGCUGAUGGGAACACCUUUAGAAGCACUUGAGAGAAAUCCAAAUUUUCUCAAUGGCAACUGGCUCACAAGUCUCCCUGAGCACUUUGCCGACUUAGAGUCACUGACGACACUGCGGCUAGAAGAGAACCAGCUCAGCUUUCUACCAGAAGAUUUUGGACGACUGUCUCAUUUGGAAGAACUUUUGCUUGGGAAUAACUUCUUGUACGAGCUACCAGCAUCUUUCCCUCAGUUGGAAUCACUCACAAAGUGUCAACUAACAAAGAAUAGAUUGGAAAAGCUACCCAGUGAUUUUGGUGCUCUCACGACUUUGCAAGAACUUCAUCUUGACUCAAAUAGGCUGCGGGAUUUGCCAGAAUCAAUGUCACGUCUUACCAAUUUGGAGAUUCUGGAUCUGAGUGAAAACAAGCUACGUCGAGUCCCUUCUGAGAUUAUUUCAUCCCUCCACAAACUUAAGGGGCUUACCAUGCUCUCAAACAAAUUUGAAGUUCCCGACUCUGACAUCCCACAAAUCGUGAAGAGAGCUCACUAUGAAGAGAGGAAUCCAGAGUACAAGGGCAACUGGCGGGGACGCAACAACAGACCAGAAGCUACUCAGGAAGCGCUGGCACAGGAGCUGAAUAACUCAGGAAGAAACAGCCCAUAUUUUGGACAGAGUGACUCGGGUGAUGAGGACGGAGAUGCACAGCAUACUGCACAAGACUCAAGUGAUGAAGAAGAGGACUGGGACAAGGAGAUAGAGCAAUCUAUCAGUUCGUCUACAUCCACUGAAAACUAUAUGAUGCCACAUAAAGACGAGGAGGAAGAAGACUGGGAAAAGGAUCUGCCAACUCCUCUUCUUCCUCUGAACUCCUCCAAAAUUGAGCCUGGACAAUUUGACUUGGACGAUGAACUGAGAGACCAGAAUAGAUUACUACAGUCAUCUCCUCUUAGCUUUGACUUCUAUGGCAACCCGUCCAAACCCAUAGAUCAGAUCAUCGAGAGCCACAAGCAUUUGCCCUACCUACUACACGCAUCCAGAGUCAAUCGGCGUCUUUAUGUGCCUCCUCAGGAAGAAGAAGGCCAGUUUGACAGCGAUGAUGACGGUCAAGAGCAUGAUACUCCACAUAGUGUACACAGUGCAGAUGUGUGCACUGAAAGUUAUGAUAAUAGCGAACUUGGUGCUAAAGUUACAAGUAACAAUUUGCUUGACCCUCCAAGUCUAGAUAGCAAUCAUUCCGUAUGUAAUUCAGCAAUUCAUGAAGUGAUCCCCGGUCAGUUUGAUGAUGAUAAUAGUUGACGAUAGUUCCUUCCAGUAGCGAUGUACAAAGUAUAGUCAGGAAGACCCAUGGUUGAAACAGUGUCAGCUCCAGUUUCUUGUUAAAUGUUUAUUGUUUGUUCUGGGUUUGUACUUAAUUUCCACUCUUUUUGAACUGUUAUAGCUACAUUUAUUCCUUGUUUUUAAGUUUUAGUUUUGAAGUAGUUUGAAAAGCAGAUGUACUGUAGUAUCUUUCUACAAGAUAAUAACAAAUCAGUGUAGUGCACAUGCUUGCGGCAAGGAGAAUCAGCCAAGGGAUGUCUUUUUCCCUUUUCUGAUAUGCUGUGGCAUCUCACAUUUUGGUGCGUUCAAACAGCUCUCAGUUUUGGUUUGUUUUCAGAAUCACACCACCCCUUCCAAUACAUCUUUUGAAAUGGGAAAAAAAGUAUCUUUAAAAUUGUGAUCUUUGUGUUGAAAUUGCUUUAGAAAUUUCUAAAAGCCGAUGAAAUUAUUAACUGAGCAGUGUAUUUUUUUUUAACAUUACAAAAUGUUUGAAUAUCCAUUUUAACAUCUUUAGACACUUGAGUUGUUCAAUGUGGUAUUUGCAAAAUGCAAAGGUGGUUUUCACAAAAGCGCAUACCCAAGGCAGAAUCUUGGAGUCAUCCGGUCAGCAACCAGGCGUCCUUGCUGCACACUGCAGUCUCGAUCUAUCUUUUUUAUCUCUGGAAUUUUAAUAAAACUUGAGUUGCAAUUCUCAUUAAUUUUAGAUCAAGUGUCUAGAUGUAUUUUCUACAGUAAGUAGAUCUAAUUAUAAUAUUUACUUUAGCUUUUAAUUAAUUUAAUUUUUUGCUAAAAUCAGUUAUGUUAUUGUGUCUGCAAAAUAACAACAAUAAUAAUGAUUAUGUUGUUAUUGUCAAGACUAGUUUACUUUUAACUUUAUCAAUUUGUGCCAUUUCCUUUGAUAUGGCCAAAGAAUGGCAGAAGAAUUUACAGGCAAUAUGCCUCAAAGUUUUGUCUUCAUUUAGGGGUUUGGGUUUUUUUUUCACUUCAGAUGUUUUGACUGUGAUAAAGAUUAAUUUCAAAUGCAUCCAUGACAUAAGGUUAUAAUAGUUGCCAUUAAAAGUGACAAACCCGAUGUAGUUGAGAAUUUAAGCAAUUUGAUUUAUUAUGUAAAAGCAGUAAGUAACUAACCCAAGAAAUGGAAAUUUGUGCCAACCUAAACUAAUAUCGAUAGAAUGUGGGAGAGAAAGAAAUUCAAAAUAUAAAAGGAAGUGUACUAUUUAUUUCUCAUCCAUAAACAUUGUUAUUUGACAA
Messenger RNA from Aplysia californica (California sea hare), 4121 nucleotides. Its product is annotated as leucine-rich repeat protein soc-2 homolog. NCBI's taxonomy places the organism in Eukaryota, Metazoa, Mollusca, Gastropoda, Aplysiida, Aplysiidae. The record is from RefSeq and is a predicted model, not a curated record. Gene Ontology annotation, molecular function: protein binding. Bases 579 to 2849 code for a protein of 756 amino acids. The transcript is spliced from 8 exons.